Molecule: messenger RNA, 2057 nt
Organism: Setaria italica (foxtail millet)
Lineage: Eukaryota; Viridiplantae; Streptophyta; Magnoliopsida; Poales; Poaceae
Product: glucan endo-1,3-beta-glucosidase 11
Exons: 2
Coding region: 152-1471 (439 amino acids)
Biological process (GO): carbohydrate metabolic process
Cellular component (GO): plasma membrane
Molecular function (GO): hydrolase activity, hydrolyzing O-glycosyl compounds
Source: RefSeq, a predicted model, not a curated record
AUACACCGCUGACUGCUCUAGGAGGAGGUAACUCCACCCAAUCACCUCACCCCGGCCCGUUUCUCCCCAUUCUUUUCCUCACCCCACUCCAGCCUCCAAUCAGUCACCAUCCGUGCAAUCUCUGUAUCACGGUCAGGACUGCGCUCCAGGAAUGGCGCCGUGCCGCCUGCUCCGAGUCGGCUGGGGGCUCCAACCCCUGUGCGCCUCUCGCCUUGCCGCGGCGCUGUGCGCGGCUGUGGUCGUCGCGCUGGCGCUGGCGCCCGCCUCGGACGCCACCUCGGCGUCGCUCGUGGGCAUCAACUACGGCCGCGUCGGGAACAACCUCCCGCCGCCGCAGUCCGUGCUGCCGCUGCUCGAGGGCCUCGGCAUUGGCCGCGUGCGGAUGUACGACGCCGACCCCGCCGUGCUGCGCGCGUUCGCCCGCACCGGGGUCGAGCUCGUCGUCGGCGUGCCCGACGAGUGCCUGGCCGCCGUCGCCGACCCGGGCGGCGCCGCGCGGUGGCUCAAGGAGAACCUCGUGCCCUUCCUGCCGGACACCAAGAUCGCCGUGCUCACCGUCGGCAACGAGGUGCUCACCGGCAGCAACAGCUCCUCGCUCUCGCGCGUCCUGCUCCCGGCGAUGCAGUCCCUGCACGGCGCGGUGGGCGCGCUCGACCUCGACAAGCAGAUCACCGUCACCACGGCGCACAACCUCGGCGUGCUCGGCACGUCGUACCCGCCCUCGGCGGGGGCGUUCCGCAAGGACCUGCUCCCGUACCUCUGCCCCAUCCUCGACUACCACGCCCGGACCGGCUCGCCGUUCCUCGUGAACGCGUACCCCUACUUCGCCUACUCGGGCGACCCCAAGGGCGUGCAGCUGGACUACGCCCUGCUCGAGCCGGGCUACCCGGGCGUCCCCGACCCCAACUCCCGGCUGCACUACCCCAACCUCCUCGUCGCGCAGGUGGACGCCGUGUACCACGCCAUCGCGACGGCCAACGCCGCGGCGUCGCGGGUGGUGGAGGUGCGGGUCUCCGAGACCGGGUGGCCCUCCGCGGGGGCCGCCAACGAGACCGGCGCGACGCCGCAGAACGCGGCGCGGUACAACAGCAACGCGAUGCGGCUGGUGGCGGAGGGCAAGGGCACGCCGCUCAAGCCCGGGGUGCCGUUGCGCGCCUACGUGUUCGCGCUCUUCAAUGAGAACCUCAAGCCCGGGCUGGCGUCCGAGCGCUACUACGGCCUGUUCAAGCCCGACGGCACGCCGGCGUACGAGCUCUCCUUCAAGCUGCCGCGCGACAACUCCACCUUUGGCCACGGCGGCGGCGGUUUCGGAGGUAACGGCAAUGGCAACAGCGGGUACAUUAGCGGCGGCGGAAACAGCAACGGCUACUACGACAUCUCGGCUUCGACGCGUGAUCCUCCGGGCCGCUGGCGGAUGUGGGCGCAGGCGGCAGUGGCAGGUGCAGCAGCCGUGCUGAUGGUGGCAGCGUGAGACCACAGUGUGGCGCCGCUGGGCGGUGGCAUUGUCUUGAGGAAUGGCAGAAUCGUCAGGGGUAGGUAGAUGGAUGUAGGAUCAGGAUGAAGUGGAGCUGCCGACCUGCCGUCCUGGGGCAGCGGCAUUGGCGACGAGCUGAUCUUGUGCUGCUCGUUUGUUUGUGGUUCUGACUUCUGAGACCGAUCUGUUGCUGUGCAGGUGCAGCUAAGCACUAAGCAGCAAUGGAUCACUUCCCGGUUUCGAGUUUGCCUGCCUCCUGGAAAAGUGUGGGAAAAAAAAUUGAAGUCACAAUUUGCCGUGACAAAGAAAAUUUUACCACACUUUUUUUUUCCUCUAUGGCAUGCAGAGUUCGAAGAAUCCUGUUAAAUGUUAGAUGUCCAACUAAAUACUUGAUCAAAUUAUGGCAGGAACCGAGGACCGGACAGUUCCUGGAGCAAUUCCGGAGGAUAGAAGGAACGUGCAGUAGCGCAUAGGUUACUUUAAACAAAGGUCGCGUCCCCGUCCCUUCAGUCCUGAAAUCCUGUACACAUGUGCAUGAACCAUGAUUGUGCUGUCGUUCGUUUUUGGCAGUGACUUUGCUGCA